GUGUGGAAAAAAGACACAUUAUUCGCAGAGAAAGUUGGAACGGGCAGCGCAGGACGACCGACGAGUGUUGGACGAGAAAAUUAUUAGCCCCGUGGUGUGGAUUUGGGCGGCAAUGUCCGGCCCCGGACUAGGCGGAAGUACGUAGUGCGAAACGCGAGCUUCAGCUUGGACAUAUUUUCGACCCCGGGCAAACGCAGACAUGUCUGCCAACAAUUCAGUAAACGACGUGGCCAAACCGGCACCGCAAGCAGCUUUACCGAGUUCUCCACCAAACUCGAACUCCGGUUCGAUGAUCGACAGUCGGAACACCUACAAGAUUUCGCCCGUCAAAACCAUGUUGGCCGGUCAGCAGCAACAACAGCAGAGUCAAGACAUCGUCAAGAUACGACUAACCAAGGAUGAAAGUGGAAAAGGGCUUGGCUAUACAAAGUCCAUCAUCACCGGACCUCCACCACCAUCACUACAAUCUCCGCCGUCAGAUAAAACAGACAAUAAGCCUUCGCCACCAAAAUUGAGCAUCAACUUGGCUCAGCAGCCAACGUUACAGCUGAAAACCGCCCAAAACAAGAUCGUGCUGGUCAAGAUGCUGCCCAAAAUGCCCCCCAGCGGACCGCAAGUGGUUCCAGCUCCAUCGACACCGGUAGCUUCGCGAAGCAAUCUCUCGCCGACCACGUUGGCACUGGCCAGGGGCGUCCAAGGCUUGCGCCCCAUUCCGCCGGUAGCUUCCCCUCCGAGUGCCACGCUCACAUCGCCAACUGGUGCUGGCAAAACCCCGGACAAGAAGGAGCCGGAACCGGUCACGUCCGUAAGCAGCACCGUUUCGUUGACAUCCAGCAACCUGACGCUGACCACGUUGUCGACGACGAGCACUUCGACACCAUGUAAAUCGGAAAUAUCGGAAGAACCGACUCUGGAGCAAAUGGAAAGCUCUACGACGAUGGACGUUGACGUCGAGAACGACAGCAUCAACGCGAGCAGCGUGAAAAUGUCCCGCGAAAUGCGUUGCCUCAAGGCUUCCCAGAGCAACUCGAAAAUCUUGUCCGAGUUUAUGCAGGAUUCCUCGUCGGCGGACAAGCUCCGGAAGCGGCACCGAUCGCGCUGCGAGGGCGAGGACAGCCGUAGCUGUGGCAGUGUAACGCCGACCUCGCUCAAGCGGUACUCGCUGUCGGGUCGGGACGAGGAAGAUCUGGACGACAGCAAGGGAAGUCCGUCGCUCGGAACCAAGCGAACCGGAAUGCGUUCGGCGAACGUGGAGUUUUCGUUGAAGCAGCGCAAAUUUCUAAGUAGCAUUCACCAGCACAGCGACGGGUCGGAUGGGUCGGACAAUGAAGCCGCUGCACCGGAUGGGGACGAGACGACGGGUGGUGAUGCGCCAAAGGAGGAGAAGGUCGCGGCGGCGGGUCCUGCAUCGUUGGUGCCGGCUGCGCCAAGGGCUGGGUAUGACAAAUUUUGCUGGCGCUGCAAAACGUCCGAGCCGGGGCUGGAAACGUGCGCCGGAUGUAUCCGGUGCUUCCACCCGGUCUGCCUGAAGCUCAACCCGGCGUUUUUCAUCGUCGAGAAGAAGUGGAACUGCCCGGAGUGCAUCAAGCUGCAGCCGGCGAGUGACGAGCCGGCCAAGGACCGACUCAAAAUUGACAGCCUCACCGUGUCGCUCAAGUUUGCGCUGAAGCGGAUGCAGAUGCUCAAGGGGAGCAAUCUUUUUAACCCGCUGGAAAAGCAGCAAUUUCCGCAUUACGACGAGUACGUGACGAACCACAUGGAUCUGGAGAUGGUACAGAAGAGCGUCGCAGAGCGAAAGUACCGCACGACCGACGAGUUCAUGGCGGACGUAAGCUGGAUGCUGCACAACGCCUCUAUCUAUCCCAACAAUAACAAGCUGCUCCCGAUUGCGAAGGCCGUGGUGAAGGUCUGCAAGCAGGAAAUCAACGAGAUCGAGGCGUGCAACGAGUGCUACUUCAAUGCCAACACGUGCAAGUUGUGGUUCACCGAGGUGUGCACCAAGCCGCACCUGCUGGUUUGGGCCAAGCUCAAGGGUUUUCCCUUUUGGCCGGCCAAACUGAUGUCCGUCAACAGCAACCAGUUGGUGGACGUGCGCUUCUUCGGGGAUCACGACCGCGCCUGGGUCCCAAUUAAGGAGUGUCUGCUGUUUUGCGAAAAGGAUCCCAACACAAAGAUGCAACGCCGUACGAACAUGGCCGAAUGCAUGCGCGAAGCCGAGACUUACAUUGGCAAGCUGAAGCGCAAAUAUGGCCAGUUUCGCUACGCCGAGUUCCGGACGCAGGUUGAAGCCAAUCGGCUGGAGCAACAUCUGGAAGCGAUGAUUCCCGGGGUGUUGAAGCGAAUCAGCGAGAACGAAGACUCCCAGAAGACUAAGCUUAUGCUGCGAAUCAUCAAAACGGCCGAUAACUUCCUAUCGAUAUCGCCCCUAUCGGAAAGCCCUCCGUCGACAUCAACGCCAAAAGCGGAAAAAGUCGCCAACGAAACGUCGAGUCCGAAGCGGAAGUGCACGGAAAAAUCCACGGGAACUCCCAAGUCCGAGGACACCAGCGGCAUCAAGGAAGAAGUUCGUAACUCGGUUUCAACGCCCGAACCCAGCGAAAAUCCGGCCACGCGAACCACGCGAAAGCGCAAACGAUCCGGCAGUUUCGACGAACCUAAACCCAAGGAUUCUGCGGAAAAGGCUUCAUGGGAUAACCGAAGACGCAGCAGUCGGGCAACGUCCACCGUGCUGAACAAGACGAAGGAGGACGAUAGGAGUGGUGCCGCUACGCCGGAACCGAACGGGCCACGCUGCUACGCCAACAGCAGCAGAAAGCGCCAAAGCGAAAGUCCCCUCCCGGAACCGAAGCAGGACAAAGUUGAAUCGGUGGUGAUUCAGCGUAAAUCGGACAGCUGGAAGACGGUGCCGGCUGGCAAGAAACAAAAAAUUAACUCCAAGUCGUCGGAGGAACCUGCUGAAGUGAAGGAAGAUGUGCCGCCAGCACCAGCCGAUGUCACGCCGAAGCAACCAGAAGAGUCGGUACCUGAAGCUGCGAAACAACCCGAACCUACGAGCGAACCGGCGGCUAGCAAAGAGGCAGAGAAGACACCUACCGUAACAGAAAAGCCCGCAAGCGUAGCACCUGUUCCGAUGGCCCCAACAGAGAUCAAAACGGAAAUAGUCGACGAAGAACCUGUUGUUGAAAAGGCAGUCGGUGAAGCAACCCCCGCGGAGAAGGUCGUCACUGCUGAACCAUCCCAAAAAGAGGCGACAACCAGCAUCGUCCCCGUGAGCACUACCGAAAGCGCCCCUCAGCAGUUGCUUCCGAUCAAGCUGGAACCGCUGUCUGACGACGAAACGGAGCCCCAGGUCAUUCCCAGCGCAAGCGGGACGUCCCACCAGACCUUGAACCCGAACCAAGUUGUGAUCCGCACCGGCAAUCGAAUCAUGGUGAAAGAUAUCACCCGAAUGACGACCACCCAAAUUACCGCCCGUUCUGGUCAACCGGUGAUUCUUACGCCCGUCGAUAAGCCCAAAGGACUCAUGGCAAAGGUCAUGCCCAAGGUGCUGCCAGCCGGCGUUGCUGCCCAGCAAAAGAUGCGUCGCUCGUUCCCCACGAAUCAGCCGCAGCAAUCAACGAUCGCCACGAUUUCGCUCAACCGAACCAACCCCGGAGGAAGCAUGCCGUCGUCAUCGACGUCGGGACCGGCUCGAAAUGGUAACAACAUGAUGCACAUGGUUCACAUUCCAAGUCCGCUUCCCACGGCCAGCGAUCACCACCCUGUAACGGCAAACGGCGGUGGAGCGGCCAACUCUCAAUCUCCUUCAACGCGGCCACCCGCCCAGCAGACGCCCAACUGUGAUACAACCUCUUCGGAUGGCGCCACCGCGUCCACCUCGGCCACUGCCGGGCCUUCGUCGUCGACGACGGCGGCGGCAGGAACGUCAAAUCCUACGCCCACCACACCCGACGAUAGUCAACACAUGAUGGCGGGCUUCAUUACGCCCAGUCUGGCCGUUGCCGUCACCGAAACGAUCGUGUCCACACCACCGAAGCUGCAGUCACGCCCAAGCGGAGCGCUCCGCUCCGAAGGGGACUGCGUCUACCCGUCGGGGGCGGGACCCGUUUCGAAGAUUUUGAUCAACAAUUCCUACAAGAUGGCCGACUUUUUCCGCUCCGUCAUCGAGGACACGCUGGCCGACCUGUCCAACAACAGUGGCGCCCUGGAAGCCAAGGUUAAGGUGCUCGAGCUGGAAAUCGAAAAGCUUAAGCACUGCCACCAGCAGGAAAUCUCCAAGCUCAAGCACAACUCGGACCUGGUGCUGUGCGAGAUGCGCAAGAACAUGGACCUGGAGAAGACACGCCUCAUCAACGAGAUCCGCAAGCAGUGCGACAUGGAACGCAUCCGUUCCGUUGAAGAAGCCAAGAAGAAACAGUGGUGCGUCAACUGCGGCAAAGAGGCCCUCUUUUACUGCUGUUGGAACACCUCGUACUGCGACUACCCGUGCCAACAGCAGCACUGGGCCACCCACAUGAAUCAGUGCACCCAGAGUCAGUUCAACCUGCCGAGUACGGCCAUAGCCAACAAGCCGCAGCAGAACAUGCUCAACAGCAAAUUGAUGGCGGCGCAGCAGAUCACGACGCCCAAGAUUACCACCGUGCAAACGUUGAACCUCAACGGACGGUCCGGGCUGACGAUCCAGCCGGCGCAGCAACACUCGCAACAGCAGCAGCAGCAGCAACAGCUGAUUAUUACAUCCGCCCGGGGCGGAGCUCAACUUGGCAAAGGACAAACCUUCCAACGUUUGAUGAUCAACCCCGGAGGCAGCAGUAGCGGUGGCGGAAACAACACCAUCGUGAGCAGCGCCCCCAGCAACAGCAACAAGUGGAUCACGUCGAUCUGUUCGGCCGCAACGUCCCUGACGGUCGCAAGCAUUGGCACGCCACCAACGUCGGUUCCCCCUACUCCGGUCGGCAUAAUGGCCUCGUCCAGUGUGGUGGCGGCGGCCGUCCAGGGAGGGAACCUGGGCCGCCUACCCUCGACGAGGUUGUACAAAGAGGUGUAAUUUAUUUUUGUUAUGUUAAUGAUUUUAACAAAGUUCAACGAAUGGCAAUUUUGACAUAUUUUCCUACACGAGUAAAACUCAACGUUCAGUCUAGAGAUAUAUUUCAAAAAUCAGUCUACUUUGUACUAAAUGUUACAGCUUAAGUAAAUCGCAACGAUGAUUGAUGUACAUAUGGCUAAAACAAGGCAAAUAAAAGACAUUACU
Messenger RNA from Culex pipiens pallens (northern house mosquito), 5251 nucleotides. RefSeq names its product protein kinase C-binding protein 1-like. The transcript has 7 exons. Gene Ontology annotation, molecular function: protein binding. The record is from RefSeq and is a predicted model, not a curated record. The coding region runs from base 200 to 5047 and encodes 1615 amino acids. Lineage: Eukaryota; Metazoa; Arthropoda; Insecta; Diptera; Culicidae.